UCGAAUAUUGGUUAGUUUGUUCGCCGCCAGGGGCACUCAGCUGUCACUGUUGCUUAGAAAAAUUUUUGUAGGAAAAAAAGGUGUAAAAUGUGACGCGAGAAUAAUAUCAAGGUGAGAAAAAUCCUGGUCAUUCGCAUCCUCAAACAAGUGUCUAGUGGGUGGUGGUGAAAAGUUUUUGGUUGGAUAGGGGGGAAAGGGUGAAAAGGUCAAGUGAAAAUUUUCCUGUCUAGUUGGCACUUGGAAAGAUGUCAAAUGGAGGAAUUUCAACGUCGACGAAAAAGUUCAAUGGAGAGAAAAGUUUUCUUUUUGUGUGCAAAUGGUGAUUUUCCGCAGUUGGUGCGAUCGUGAGUGGUGUCUAGAGGACUUUGGUGUAUCCGUUGAGGUAUUUCCUUGGCCAGGACGGGCUGCAGAGCUCAGUGAAAAAAGAAUGCCGAUUCAGGCGCCCCAAUGGACAGAAUUUCUGUCCUGUCCAGUUUGCUGCCACGAAUUCGCAGCCCAACUACGUCCUCCAAUAAGUUUAGGCUGUGGCCACACAAUCUGUCGAACGUGUCUGGGUACACUCCAUCGGAAACAGUGCCCAUUUGACCAGACAACAAUAACAACGGAUUUAGACAACUUACCAAUAAAUUAUGCUCUUCUGCAACUCGUGAGCAAUGCACCACAGUUGAUAAGUGAGAGUGAUGUGACGUCACCGAGUGUGCAGUGCCUCAAGCCAGAUGACUUGGCAUGCUACAAUGUGGCAAAGAAGUGUAUUGAGGAGUUGGCAUUGUAUCUUAAGCCAUUCUCCACGGGAGGUAGCCCAACAAAUUUGCUCUCGCGCCCCAUGCAACGAAAACUCGUGACACUGGUCAAUUGUCAGUUGAUCGAGGAUGAGGGUAGAUCGAGGGCAUUGAGGGCAGCAAGAUCACUGGGAGAACGUACGGUGACGGAAUUGAUACUGCAACAUCAGAAUCCCCAGCAACUCAGUGCAAAUCUCUGGGCUGCUGUAAGGGCUAGAGGAUGUCAAUUCCUUGGUCCGGCAAUGCAGGAAGAAGUUCUCAAACUAAUUUUGCUAGCCCUGGAGGAUGGUUCGGCACUGUCCAGAAAGGUUUUGGUGAUGUUUGUGGUACAGAGAUUGGAGCCACAAUUUCCUCAGGCGUCCAAGACGAGCAUUGGGCAUGUUGUGCAGCUACUCUACCGGGCUAGUUGCUUCAAAGUGUCCAAACGCGAUGGAGAUUCAUCGUUGAUGCAACUGAAGGAGGAAUUUCGGACGUAUGAAGCCCUGAGGCGAGAGCAUGAUGCUCAAAUUGUUCAAAUAGCCACAGAAGCUGGCCUAAGAAUAGCUCCGGAUCAAUGGUCAGCUCUUCUGUACGGGGAUACUGCUCACAAAUCUCACAUGCAGAGUAUCAUAGAUAAAUUGCAAACUCCUCAAUCUUUUGCACAAUCUGUGCAGGAGCUGGUGCUGGCACUUCAACGAACCGGUGAUCCGGCCAAUUUGUCUGGGCUGAGGACACAUCUCAAGAGUCUGGCUGCCAUUGAUCCCACAGCCGAGGGUACAGUGCCAACGUGGAAGGAGGUGGCUGAGGCCCUAGAGGCUGUGCGUCAGGUGGUGGUGGGACUCGUGGAAUUUGUCCAGCACUAUGGCAAUCGGAAGUUGCAGGAAACGACACAUUCAACUCACAAUACCAAAUACAAGAUCAGCAUGUGCAGAGAUCUCACGCAACGUGGAACGUGCCCAAGAGGCACAAAUUGUACUUUUGCCCACUCCGAGGAGGAACUAGAAAAAUAUCGUGCUAAGACACGAAAGAUCAACGCCAAAACCCCAACGACGACAAUAAAGGAUCAAAUGGAGUAUAUGGGAGAUGGGAUGGGUCAUGUUGGGCAUCCGUACAUGGGGCCAGAUGAUGUGGUGUCCCCAAUGAGAUUUGCCGGAUCCAAGGCACAGGCGGCUGCAAAUUUGAUUGGGGGACAACCACCAUUUGUGGACAAGAUGAACAAUGUGAUGCAUCAUCCGGGUGUCAUUACCAGUCCCAUACCCAAUCCAAUGCCAGGGAAUGUAAUGUCAGCUCCAAUGUCUAUGACCCGAAUGCCCUAUGACCAUCAUCACUUUGGCAGCAUGAGCUGUCCUCCGCCGAUGCCACCGCCUCCGCAGGGGCAUCAGGGAGGCGCUGCGGGUCCACAGGGAAUGAAUAGGGGCUUCCUGAAUCGUCCGGUUUCGGCUCAGUCGCUGCCUCAUGGGAACUAUUCACAGAUUUCCCCGUCAAAUCCUCCUCCGCCACCUGUUUAUCCCAAUCAACCUCCUGCACCACCUCCGCAGCCGCCUUUCUCAGGGCCAGAGAUGUAUCCGGGAAUGCCGCAUGGGGCUCCGCCUCCGCACAGUCCGCAGCAGAUGCAGUUCUCGCCGCAUGAUUUUGUGGGAAAGGGUGGAGAUCGGUUGGAGGUAAUGAGGCAGGGAAUGUUCUGGGAACAGCAACCAGGUGGUCCGUAUGCACCAAAAUCGCAUCCACAGACGCCGCAGCAUCGAGUCCUGGGGCCACCGAAUCCUCCUGGCGGCGGUGGACCACCGCCGAAUGUCAUGAAAAUGAGCCCCAAUUCGAUGUACAUGAGCGGACAGAAUUAUGUCAAUAACAAUUAUCCGCCGGCUGCAAUGAUGAAUCGCAACACAAUGGCCGCCAAUCAGGCCAUGGAACCCCCGAGGAGACCACCGGAAAUGCUAAAGGACUAUCCGCCUCAAGUGCCGCCGGGAAAUAGUGUUCAGAAGUCUCCGCAUCAUCAUCAUCAUCCGGCUGUGACGUCACAUAUGCCAACGGUUGGAGGAGGAGGAGGAGGAGGAGGUGUCAAUGGAACUGGAUUGUAUCCUCAUCACAAUCUCAAGGAUGACAUCUACUGGAGUAGCAGUAGUAGUGCAUCUAGUGCCAACAAUCCUUCCUAUCACAUCGAAGCAGCUGUAAGAGAUCCCUUCGUACGAUCCGAUUCUCUGCUCACGGAUGACGAAUAUGUGCCAUUUGAGGCACAACCGUCGAGCAAAUUUGGUCCAAUUUCGCGCAUGUCCACAAAAUCUCAGGCCAAUUCCUCGUCAGGGGGACAUCAUUUGUUCAGUGAUAUUGCCGCUGGACUGCCCAGGACGCCAUUCAGUGGUCCAACUGGGAAUGCAUUGACAACAGUUCAGUGGAUCAAUAGUGGAUCGUAUGCAGGGCAUCUCGAUGGGGCAGACUUCAAGAAGGAGAAGGAACUGGAGAUGAAUCAUAUUGAGAAGCAAUUGGCGGAAUGUCGACUUCAGGCAGCCAAUGAUUUGCCUCCUUUUGACCUUUCACUCAGCCUCAAGCCAAAAGCAUCAUCUGUGUCAACAUCAGUGCCUCCAACGACUACAUCUCUGCUGUGGUCUACCAACAAUGGCUCUGACAAUUCCAAGAUCCUCUGGGAGGUGCCAAAGGAGGAGACCCCCACGGAAGAAGAUGAACUGGGGGUGGCCAAUGGCAUCUUGGAGAUGGAGAAGCGCCUCAAGUCUGACUUGGAGGAUGAUGAAAUGCUCUGGUCACAUCCUGGGGAGGCAUCUUCGCCCCAUUAGAGAGGAUUUUCAGCAACAACAACAAAAAAAACUUAAGUAUACCAAUUCAAAUUUUUAAGACAAAACACAUUUUUCCCCCAAAAACAGAGACAAAAGACAGAAAGUGAGAAAGAGAAAGAUAAAUGUGAAAAUGAUAGUUUAUUGUGUGAGCUAGACGAAAUAUUUCUUUAUUUUACUAAAUCCCUUUUUUUUUCAUAAAACACCAUUUUUAUUGGAAAACUUUUGACACUGUGCGUACGAUGGAAAAAGUUUUCUUUGCAAAAGCACGAUACAAGAACUGAUAUAAAAAAAACUAAAAAGUUUAAAGGAGAAUUAUUUUGAAAAAAUUCGUUGAAAAUUUGAGCGCCUUCCGGAAAGCUCAAAAAAUUGUUAGGGUGUUAAAAUAAGGGAAAAUUUUGUGUUUAUUUUAGGAAGAAAAAAAUGAGAAAAAAACAAAAUAAUCAAUUGACAAAUGUAGGAAUUUUCUUUAAAAAAAAACAUCAAUUACACAUCUUUAGGAGGAAAACCAAUUUAUUAAUUUUAUAUUAAAGUUAAUCUACAGUAAAUUAAAUAACCAUUUAGACAAGGAGAUAAAACGGAUAGAGCGAGAAAGAAAAACAAUUAAUGAAUGGUUGAUAGAUGGGAAUUAAUACUCAAUAGUGAUUUUUUAUUGUUCAAUUUCGUUAUUAUGUUUCUAUUUUAUGAACCUUAAUGUAUUUUUUUUUCAAUUAUUUAUUAAUAACUAGCAAUUGCGUGUGGAGUUGGAUUUUUUUCGGCGUUUCUUUUUAAAUUAUUAUUUUUAUCUCCAUUGUUUCUUCAAUUUGUGAAUUGAAACGAAGAAAGUAAAAUGUGUAGUGUGUUAUUUAUAAAUUUAUCAUCUAAAAAAAAUGUGCCUCUGUGAGUGAUAUCUUGUUGAAAUUAAAACAGAUAAACUCUCGAGAGAGUAUAAAGGAGAAGAAUGAUGAGAAAUAUAUUAGAGAUUGAAUAUUAAGUUAUAAUUUAAAAAAAAAUAACAUCUUUAAGACAGAUGAAAUAACGUGAAGAUUAAAUUGCAAGAAAAUGUUAGUGCAUUUUUUUUCUAAUGGAAAUAUUUUUCGUUAUCACAAUUCAAUUGCAAAGCAAUUUUUAUUGACAAUGAACUAAUAAGGAAGACAGAGAAAUUAAUUAUAAUGUUUUUUUUUUCUUGAAUUUAAUAACAGAAAGAAUUUUUGGGUCUUUCUGAAGUGUGAAGUAAAAUUGGCUCGAUGCGCUUUAUUUAACAAUGAGAUUUAAUAAUUUUUGUUUUGUUCACCAACAACACUGUUAGACGAAUGAAUAUGAAGGAAUGUGUAUAAAUUAUUUCUUUGCUUCUU
Phlebotomus papatasi is the source of this 4878-nucleotide messenger RNA. RefSeq names its product roquin-1 (gene roq). Bases 317 to 3547 code for a protein of 1076 amino acids. The transcript has 5 exons. NCBI's taxonomy places the organism in Eukaryota, Metazoa, Arthropoda, Insecta, Diptera, Psychodidae. The record is from RefSeq and is a predicted model, not a curated record. Gene Ontology annotation, molecular function: metal ion binding.